UUGACAAUGCACCAAAGUCAUCGUUCUAUCGCAACAUUGUCAUUGAGAGAGAUCAAUAGUUUUAACGUCAUGGUGAGUUAUUCCCGAUAAAUCACGCCUCGGGACUGGAGGAAAGACACCCCACUGGCUCUGGUAGCGUAGGAAACAUGCGGCAGAAAUACGCAAGGAAAAGGAAUGAAACAGUCUAGGAAAGGAAAGUUUGUAAAACUCAUGUAAACAACUUUGUUUGCUGUGCAAAGGGCGAAUGUAGGCCUCAUAUUUACAGAGUUUGGAAUUUAAAAUAGCUAAAUAAGAACUCAAGUUUGGCUUAUUCAAUCCGACCAAGUGCGGGAUAUGUUGAGUAUGGUUGCUGGAGAAAUAAGAACAACAUUAUUUAUGUACCUAGCGUUGCGUAUAGCGUUGGAUUUAAAACUGAGUGUGGAAUGUGUACACCCGUGUGCCAUGAUAAAGGAAUCUGUUUUUGUAAGGGAAAGAUGUCUGGUUUUAUUCCGGCUUCCCUUAACGUGGGAAGAGUCCAAGAAUUAUUGUGAUAGCAACUUUUAUGGCGGGAGUAUAUCAGAGUUAUUAAGUGAGGAAGAAAGAAUCAAAGCAUCUGGAUUGUUGAAAACACAUGGCAGCAGCUCAGCCUGGCUUGGGUUAACAGAUAAUGAAACUAGUGGUCACUAUCUAUGGACCUACUCCAGGACCACUAUUAAUGAAACCUUCCUAUUGAACAAUGUCACCCUGUUAAGCCAUGAAGGACACUGCAUUCAAUUACUGACAAACAAUACAUUCACUGUGAAUGAUUGCCAAAACCAAGGAAAUUUCUUCUGUGACAUUGAUUUUAAAGGCUUGGAAAACGUGGCAGACUCUUGCUAUCCUUGGAAAUCUUCAGUGUUCAAAGAUGGGAUUUGUUACAAGUCUUUUAAUAUUCCUUUGUCACCUUCUGAGGCUAAGAUUCAAUGCCAAACAUUCAACGCUUCUAUCUCUGAAACAACCGGUACUGUUGAAUACGGUGUAAUAAGUCAAUAUAUUAAAGAACGCAAUUACACUUCAGGUGUCUGGGUUGGAGCGUACGUAGAUUACGAUGGUUUCUAUAAAUGGAAUACAAGCUCAACAAAACUACUUUAUCAGUGGGUAGACAAUUUUACGCAGGUCAAUGUUUCUAGUAGGACUCAACUUUCCUGUGUGGCCAUGAACCCAAUCGAAGGAUUGUUUUAUGAAGUCUCUUGCGCAAUCGCAAAUUACUAUCUAUGUGAGAGAGCCGACCCAUGCUGGUUCUUGAAAGAGUCUGUCUACAUUCGUGGUAGAUGUCUUGUUUUAUCCAACACCAUGUUGACCUGGACUCAGGCUAAGAGCUACUGUGAAAACAACUUUUAUGGCGGAAGACUUUCUGAAUUGAUCUUUGAAAACGAGAGGAAAACAUCUUCUGAGUUGAUCCACUAUUUUAGAGUCAAGAGUAGCCAAGCGUGGAUUGCUUUAACAUCACGAAAAAACGGAACAUUUCAGUGGACUUACUCUAAUACGUCUAUUUCCAAGUUUAACGGUUUUCAGUGGCAAGAAAGUGGACAUGAUUACCUUGUUGGUAAUGAAAGCUGUGUGGCAAUAGUCGACGUCGACACUUUCAAUGUCACGGGCUGCGAGGAACUUAGUAAUGUGCUUUGUGACAUAGAGGUCAAUCGUUUGGAGCCAAUUACAGAUCCCUGCUACCCUUGGAAAAAUUCUGUAUUCGAUAAUGGGACUUGUUUUAUUCUCUUCACAUCUCUAAUGACUUGGGAUAAAGCGCAUACUUUAUGUGCAGAGAAAGGUUACAAGCUUGUAGAACUUACAACUGACUCAAGGCUCACUAGUGCUGCCAACUUUUUGAAAGUUCAAGGUCAAAGUGCAUGGGUUGGUGCUCAAAGAAAGAAUGACCCAUACAGCCAUGAGUUUGCCUGGACAAGCAGCAACGUCUCCAUAACUGUGAACUGGACUGAUGUAGUGGACACAAAUACUUCUGAUGUGUGUGUUUUGUUGGAUCCUGUCAGUGGACUGUAUGGCGAGUCUUGCAGCAGUCAGCACGCUUUGGUCUGUGAAGUGGCGAAGAGAGAUCCAUGUAAGUCAAUCAAAAGUAAUUACGUCUCUAUCAAUGGACAAUGUUACUUGAGAAGAAACGAUCAUCUCUCCUGGACUGAAGCACAGGAAGCUUGCUUAAAAGACAGAAGCACGCUGGCCUAUCCCUCAAAUACAACAGACUUUACCAAUAAACUGUUAACAAUGGUCAAGUUGAAUGAGACAGUCUGGCUUCAAGACAGUAACAAUAAAGCUGUGAAAUGGUUUAACGCCAGCAUCGUCCCAGCAACUAGCACUGACUCCGAAACACACGCAUUUAUAUGUCAGACAGCUGCAGCAGCACUAAGACUAAAGGAUUAUAUUAUAGCAGUACCCACAGCAUUGACAGCAUCCAGCUCUUUCAAGAACAGACUUUCUAUAACCUCCAGCUACUCCACUAUAACAGUGUACUUGAAUAUAACGUCUGUGUGUGGAGCUCAAAUGUUAUAUAAAUAUUAUAGUGUGGACCCAUUCAGCUCAUUAACAUUACAUCUGGAGCCUCUGGUGAUAUCGUGUAAUAAAUAUGUUUCCAGGCGCUACGCCCAGGUGACAUCAACGCAACCAGUAACUAUUGUCUUGCAAGUGGAAGACAGCGCCAGUCGAUUGGCUGGCUCAACUCUUGUGUUACCGGCAGCCAUGUUUACCCCAAGCGGUGUGGCUCGCUCUUACUUUGUAGAAAACAUAUUGAAAAAAUUAAUUGGAAGUGAUGUUAAAUAA
This is a messenger RNA of Biomphalaria glabrata, 2787 nucleotides long. RefSeq names its product secretory phospholipase A2 receptor-like. Lineage: Eukaryota; Metazoa; Mollusca; Gastropoda; Planorbidae. Bases 334 to 2787 code for a protein of 817 amino acids. The transcript has 19 exons. The record is from RefSeq and is a predicted model, not a curated record.